AGAAGUUGAAAUUGGCGAAAAGUGGUGAAGAAGAACGAUGGGCUUUGAUAUGUUCUUCAACACCGACAGCUAUUGGGCUCGUGAUGGAUCUUAUCUUGGAUGGGAUCCCCAUGAAGAAGGCGGUCCAUUAUGGUAUUGCCACAGGUGCAUUAACUCUUUUUGUUAAGGAGGAUGUUAAACAAAAUCAAGGUGUUCUAGCAGUUUGUGCUGAAAAGGAUUGUCCUUGGAGGAUAUAUGCGUCUAUCAACAGCAGCUCCCCUAGAGUGGUUGUUAGAUCGCUUCAAGAAGAGCAAAAUUGCACUUGGUGUGGGAAGGUGACUCUGCUUACGAAUGCAAGAAUAGCUGAGUUGUACAUUGAAGAAUUCAGAGAGAGUCCAAACAUUUCACUAGUACAACUACAGAACAAGCUCCUCAAGCGUAACAUCAAUGUAGCUUGGAUGAUUUGUGAGAGGACAAGACUGAGAUGGUUGCUGACUUUUGACAGAGAGCAAGCACCG
Thlaspi arvense is the source of this 497-nucleotide messenger RNA. The record is from the annotation of a GenBank genome assembly. NCBI's taxonomy places the organism in Eukaryota, Viridiplantae, Streptophyta, Magnoliopsida, Brassicales, Brassicaceae.